Messenger RNA from Conger conger (European conger), 1682 nucleotides. Its product is annotated as cornifelin homolog. The transcript is spliced from 4 exons. The coding region runs from base 197 to 679 and encodes 160 amino acids. Lineage: Eukaryota; Metazoa; Chordata; Actinopteri; Anguilliformes; Congridae. The record is from RefSeq and is a predicted model, not a curated record.
CAUAAACUGAGGUGCAUUUACACUUCCUGUAGCUCACACAUACACAGCGAGGCACAGGGGAAGUGAAGAAAUCUGUUAAUUACAGAGGAUUUUGACAAACUGUUUGCUCUGUGUGACCCUCUCUUCGGUUCAUCUUUCACUUUAAAAUCAUUAGGCAUUGUCAGAGCAAGACGAAACUGAGGAGAGAGUGAACACUAUGGCAACUAAUGUGGUAAUGCAGCAAUCACAGGUGCCAUCUGUGUGGGCUGGGCAGUCGAAUGGCUGGAACACAGGAAUCUGUGCAUGCUUUGAUGACAUGUCUAUCUGCUGCUUGGGAUUCUGGUGCCCUUGCAUUUUGCCCUGCAAGACGAGCGCAGACUUCGGAGAAUGCUGCUGCCUCCCCCUGCUGGACUCCAUGUGCACAAUACCCAUGUGUGUACCCCCCGUGGCCUUAGCCAUGAGGGUUGGGGCACGCAACAGAUACAACAUCCAGGGGAGUAUGUGCACAGACUGCUUCACCGCAACCUUCUGCAACACGUGCACCUGGUGCCAGAUUGCCCGGGAGAUAAAACAGCGCAAACGGAACAUGAUCGUGGUCAAUGCCCAGCCCAGUGUCACUGCACCUCUUGUCAUAAAUUCCGCAGCCAUGCCACCUGGGGCACCUGGGGCACCUGUAUUUGCAAAUUACUCAGUCCGCUAGCCCCAGCUCCAGGCCCAGAGCCCCUGAUCAUAUGAGUAAUCAUGUGACUGCCCGAUGUGUUUUGCUAUUAUGCCCUCAAUUUUGCAUUAAAAAGUACUGCAAAAUAUGGUGUCUCGGUGGCGCAGCCUCCAGGGCACUGACCGCAUGCUCGUUGUGAGCCGCGGCGUCAACGGUUCGAAUCCGACCGUCUGGCUAUUUGUCGCAUGUCUUUCCCUCUCUCUCGCCCCCAUUCUUCCUGUCUCUAUAUACUGUCCAAUAAAGCUGAAAAAGGCCUAAAAAAUAUCUUAAAAAAAAAAAAAAAGUACUGCAAAAAUAAACACAAAAUUGUAUUGAGUUUUUACUGUAUUUAUUUGAGUAUAUUGCAAUAUACACUCAGUGACUGCUUUAUUAGGUAGAUUUGUGCAUGUCUCUGUCAUGAUCUGUGGUCUGUGAAUUAAUUUCAUUGUUUAUUAUCGUUUAUUUUUGUCAUUUAUUGUUUGUCAUACUCAUGUUUGUCUUGACAGUCAUGGUAUUCCUGUGUUUGUGUCUGCCUUACCAUGUGCUUGUGUUUUCUUUGUCCUGAACCCCGCCCUCACCUGCCUCUGUUAGCCACGCCCCCUUCGGUUUAUUUACAUAAUCAUUGCCCUGAUUGGUUCCCCCUGUUCCUCGUUUUCUCUGCCUUUUAGUUGCCUCCUCUGGUUAUUUAAGCUCCCCUUUGUUUGGUGUUCUUUUUCAGAUUGUACCAGUAUCUGCCUGUAAGGCUGGUGAGAAACGCUGUCAAAUUUGUGCUCUGCUUACCUUUGCGCUGUUCUGUUUGUAGAAUAUUUUUGUUCCACAUUCCCUGUAACUUCUGAGCCUUGGAUUUUUGUGUUUUACUUGUUCUGAUUUUUGGAGAAUGUUUUUGUUCCACGUUUCCUGUAACUUCUGAGCUUUGGAUUUUUUGUGUUUUACUUUUUAUUCCUGUGGUCGGCUGUUCUGCAUUGUCUAUUUUUGAGGACUUAAUAAACCCUGUUUUUGCGCUCCA